Recurvomyces mirabilis is the source of this 1566-nucleotide messenger RNA. RefSeq lists its product as uncharacterized. The transcript is spliced from 4 exons. Bases 1 to 1566 code for a protein of 521 amino acids. The record is from RefSeq and is a predicted model, not a curated record. Lineage: Eukaryota; Fungi; Ascomycota; Dothideomycetes; Mycosphaerellales; Teratosphaeriaceae. Gene Ontology annotation, molecular function: monooxygenase activity; FAD binding.
AUGGCACCCCAACAGCAAAACCCCCAGGGUCCCCUCAACAUGAGCCCGCCCCGCCCAGAAAUUUCAAUCCUCAUCUCCGGCGCCGGCAUAGGCGGCCUUAUGACAGCUCUAGAACUCCACCGCUACGGUUUCCAGCACAUCCGGAUCUUAGAACGCAAUCCCCACAACUCCCACCUCGGCGACUCCUUCACCAUCGGUCCCACAGCUGUUCAGGCUUUCAGGAAUUGGCCUUGGAUGCAGCAGAGGAGUGCAGAGAUUGGGUAUGAGCCUUUGGCUGCGAUGCAUACGUGUACUGGUGAGCGGUUGAAAGGGCCGAUGGAAUUUGGGGAGUUGAUGGGUGGGAAAGGUGGGAAAGGUGGAGAGUUGGGCGGGAAGCAGACUGAUCUGGUGCCGAAAGUGUAUAGGCACACGCGGCCAAAGUUUCACGGUAUGCUCCUUGAGCAGCUGGAGAGUGUAGGCAUUGCAGUCGAGUACGGGAAGGCGGUUGCUUCUUACUUUGAAGAUGCUAACGGAGGGAAAGGUGGGGUGGUGCUGCAGGAUGGGGAGAAGAUUACUGCUGAUCUGGUCGUGGCGGCUGAUGGCAUUAAUACAAAUUCGCAGGAGCUGAUCACGGGUCAUCCUGUUCCGGCGAGACCUAGUGGGAGUGCGAUUUGGAGGGUUGCUUUCCCUGUGGAGAUUGCGAUGGAGGAUCCGGCUGUGGCCGAGAGGUUUCGGUUGAUGGAGGAUGGGAGGAGUGUGAUUGAGUUGUGGUUUGGACCUGGAAUGCACGGCGUUUUCUGGCGAAGUGAAGAUCAGAUGAGUUGGGCUAUCACACAUCCUGACGAGGGUACAGCCGCCGAGUCGUGGCUGCAUCGAUCGUCACCAGAAGAGGUGCUGAAGUUCACGGCGAAGAUACCCGGAUGGCCUGAAGUAGCCGAUCGAGUCAUCAAGCUCACGCCACCUGAUCAGCUCGUGCAUUGGCAGCUCAAAUGGCGAGACCCACAACCAAAGUCAACAUCACCAGCCGGUCGAGUAGUACAGCUCGGUGAUGCCGCACACACCUUCCUACCCACCUCAGGCAGCGGUGGCACGCAAGCAAUGGAAGAUGCCGUCUCUCUCGCCACCUGUCUCUCCCUCGCAAAGGAUCCCGCCAAGAUCCCAGAAGCUAUUUGUGUCCAUGAACUCCUCCGCUUCCAGCGCGUCUCAUGCCUUCAAGCUUUCGGAGUGAAGAACGCCAAAGACUUCCGCAGCGCGGGUGAAAAGCCUAGCACGGCGAAAUCUAUCCCGGGCACAACUGAAACCGCGACACAAGCACAAGGACCGCCAGCACCAGCAUCAACAGAGACACCGAAGCCUGCAGCCAAAGGUCCGCCACUGGUUCAUGUGGCGAAGUGGAUGCUCGAGCACGAUCCUGAGCAGUAUGCUAUCGACAACUACGGCAAAGCGUUGAGUCAUUUAACGCACGAUACUGAGUUUGAGAACACUAAUAAGCCGAUGAAUAUGCAGUACAGACCUUGGACGAUUGAUGGACUGUUGGAGGCACAGAGGAAGGGCGAGCCGACUGUGCUUGAUGGGGAUUGGAGUUGA